GAGGAGGAUGAGGAGGAGGAGGAGGAUGAGGAUACACUGUCAAGACGAGCUCAAUAUCCUGGAACGAUUUGACGUUUUAAAUAUGUGCUGCGCAAAGGUUGUCAUUUUCCUUCAGGGAACGGCUUGUACGUAGAAGAUGAAUCUACAGUCUUCAUUUUCCGUCCUUUCCUGUUCUCCCACUUGCCACUACAUAACAAUGUUAGCUGGCUAACUAGCAAAAAUAGAGGAACUAAAUCGGAUUAUCUUGUAACGGCGGCACCCUUCGCUCUAGGUAAUAUCCAGGUUUUUUUGUUUUUGCAAUAGUUGACAGCGAUUGCAAAGCAAAAGGAGCUCGCUCUUCGUGUUUAUAUACUUCUGUUCCUGCAAAUAUUUACACCGUAAUUAUUCUCCAGCACUCACGCUGCCGCAAGUAAACUAGCACACCACAAAGAGCUGGAGCUCCUUACCUUACCUUUUAUUAUUUAUUUUUUUUGUCACUGUUUGUUGGAAAAAUCAGGAUUUAAACCGAAAGUCAAGACCACGAAACCGAUGUGCUACUUUGUAUCAAGCUAGCCGGAGGAGAACAGUACAAUAUUUCAACUGCGAAAUACAAACGAAGCGAAGAUGUCAGGAAAGGAUAAAGAUAAACCAGAGAAACAGUCCACAACGGAGCGGCUCAUUAAAGCUGUGCCGUACCCCCCACAACAUAAAUUGACCAUAAAAGAGCUUUUUGAAGAUGGAAAGCCCAAUGCAGAGCUGCUACGUAACCACCUCGUCAAAGAGGGCAGGGUGGAGGAAGACGUGGCGCUAAGGAUCAUCAACGAUGGAGCCAACAUCCUUCGCCAAGAGAAGUGCAUGUUGGAAGUGGAAGCACCAAUUACAGUAUGUGGUGAUGUCCAUGGCCAGUUCUUUGACCUUAUGAAGUUAUUCGAAGUGGGGGGAUCACCUAGUAAUACAAGGUAUCUCUUCCUUGGAGACUACGUAGAUCGAGGAUACUUCAGCAUUGAGUGUGUUCUCUACCUCUGGUCACUCAAGAUCAACCACCCUACCACACUCUUCCUCCUGCGAGGGAACCAUGAGUGCCGCCACCUCACAGAGUACUUCACCUUCAAACAGGAAUGUAAAAUUAAGUACUCAGAAAGGGUCUAUGAUGCCUGUAUGGAGGCCUUUGACUGCCUGCCCCUUGCUGCCCUGCUUAACCAACAGUUCCUGUGUGUACACGGUGGCCUCUCACCAGAAAUUAACUGCCUUGACGACAUAAGGAAAUUAGAUAGAUUUAAAGAGCCUCCAGCAUUUGGGCCAAUGUGUGACCUGAUUUGGGCCGACCCUGGUGAGGACUAUGGCAGUGAAAAGACAACGGAACACUUCAACCAUAACUCUGUCAGAGGCUGUUCCUACUUUUUCAGUUACUCAGCAGUCUGUGACUUUUUGGUAAAUAAUAACUUGUUGUCAGUAAUUAGAGCCCAUGAAGCCCAAGAUGCAGGUUAUCGGAUGUACAGAAAAAGUCAGACUACUGGCUUCCCUUCGUUAAUUACAAUCUUUUCAGCUCCAAAUUAUCUUGAUGUAUACAACAACAAAGCUGCUGUUUUAAAAUAUGAGAACAACGUGAUGAAUAUUCGACAGUUCAACUGUUCCCCCCACCCUUACUGGUUACCUAACUUUAUGGAUGUCUUCACAUGGUCUUUGCCAUUUGUUGGAGAAAAAGUGACAGAGAUGUUGGUGAAUGUGCUCAACAUUUGCUCUGAUGAUGAGCUCAUGUCAGAGGGAGACGAUCUAUAUGAAGGUGGUACCACAGCGAUGCGCAAGGAGGUAAUCCGGAACAAGAUCCGUGCAGUUGGGAAAAUGGCUCGAGUCUUCUCAGUCCUCAGGGAAGAGAGUGAGAGUGUAUUAACUCUCAAAGGCCUGACCCCGACUGGAACUCUUCCCAUGGGAGUGCUGUCAGGUGGAAAGCAGACAUUACAGACAGCUACUAUUGAGGCAGCUAAAGCAAAAGCCAUCCAAGGCUUCUCUCCCACGAGGAAGAUUCGUAAUUUCGAGGAGGCACGGGGCCUGGACAGGAUAAACGAGAGGAUGCCGCCUCGCAAAGAUGCCCAGCAGCCGGACGGCACAACAAUCAACAGCGGCGCGCCCAACAAGAACGGCACUGACGGAUAGGCCUUCGAAACCGCACAUUUCCAUUCUACCGCAGCCCACCUCAUCGCCGCCAAUCCCGCUCCACCUCGCUUUCCUUUCCCCCCCCACCCCCAUCUUCCGCGUGCAUGCCGUCGGGUGGGGGAAAGGAAGCAGACACAUUGGUGGUGAAAAGACAAAAGGAGUCCACACUGGUAGCAAAAGCUUCUGGGUAAAAAAGACAAACAAUCAUUGGGGAAUCUUAUUUAUUAAAGAAAUAUAUUAGAUGUGUAACAGCAGCCGGUGAUGGAAUGAAGACAUUUGGCAAUUUGUCCAAACUUUUGCUAGACACUGAAGUCCACACUUUUACAUGUCACAGUUAUACAGGUUAGAUAGAAAAAGACAAAUUUAGAAAUUUGAUUUGGUAAGAUGAAGCUUUAGCCUCCUUCAGUCUUUUUUAUUUGUUGUUAAUGUGUGUGGCAAUGGAGAAGUUGAAGUAUGAAUUGUAUAGCCCCAGCAUGCCCACUUUGAAGUUUUUGUCGGGAUAUCAAGUGGGCUACGCUGCUUAUAGUGGAUGGGGGGAGUACUAUUUUAUACCGUAAACAGAAAUGUGAUGUCUUAUUUAUGAAAUUUUCACAAAACUUUGAUGAAGCCCAAAGAUGUGGGAAGUAUUUUGUUCUCUCUGAUUAACGCUAUCCUGGAUUAUCUUUUGUGAAUUGAAACCAUUUUAAAAUGAAGAUACAUGCUUUUUUUGUGCUGUAGGCCUAAUAGUUGUUCACGUGACGGCAGCGAGGACGUUGGCUUUCAUCGAAAUCAAAUUAGAAGCUGUGGAGCACAGAACAGUACCGCACAGCACGGCUCGCUCCGUCUGUCACCAUCCUGGAUGGAAGCACAUCAAGAAACUUCAUCCAAAAACAGGUUUAAACAAAAGAGGACACAUUUGCCCAAAGAAGCCGAGGAGCCAUUGGGCAUUCUCGCUCACUCUGGAAAAACCGACUUUUAUUAAUGAGUGGGGAAAAAAAAUCAGUAUUUAAACGAAAUACAGCGGUUUAAACUGCUGCUUUAUUGUCAAACAUGUUUGUAGGUCCUAUUGUUAUUUUACUAAAGCUGUAUAACUGUCUCCAUUUACUGUUAAUUAUACAGUAUGCAGAUGUGUGCGCGCGCGCUUUUUUAAAAGAAAUUGUGACUACUCAGUUGAAUAAGGCUUCUAAACGAGUGCAAUUGGAGACACAGUAGACUGACGUUCAUAUGCGGACGUCUGGCAAGGCUUAGCAGUACCGGUACUGUAGUCAUCUUCGGGUCGCUCAUUCGCCACCUCACGUAUGUUCAUUUUUACUAGCCACUUGAUAUGCGCUGUGAUUUCCUGGUGUUUGUGAUGUUUUCCUGUGGCUUGGCUCACACUUUCGCUUCUUCACUGGCACCCAACAACCCUUUAAAACUUGCUUUUACCUUUCACUAGAGCAACAACGGAGGAGGAGUUGGGCCACUUAUAUGUGCAAUAUUUGUUUGUUUUUUUAAAAAGGGAAAACAAAACAAAAAUCUUGGUUUUAGGAAUAUUUCUUUCUCCUAUACUGUAUAUACGAUGCUUAACAAUUAUUUUGCAGGUAUGUUCAUAUGUGGCCCAGAGCCUCCUCUCACAUUUCAACUGGUGCUGUCAAAUACCCAGUGCUUGCUUUCUGGCACUUCAGUCGGGGGGGGGGGGGAUUUGCUAUCUUGAUAUAAAAUGUUCCUAAUUUGAAUUUGAUCAGUUGUGCCAUGCCGCUGGACACACUUGAAGAGCUGUACAUGUGUGGAUGGCAAACAGAGUCAAGCCAUGCAACAUUAUCCAAUACAAGUCAAGUAUUCUACUUUGCUCUUAUGUUCACGACAUUUCAGUAAAAGCCCAAAGUAUUGAGUUCUAAGUUAAUCUUGUCCGUUUAGUGUUUGUUUAAAAAGGUAAGGCUUUAUUGAGUGAUCUGCACGGUAUACUGACCUGUUUGGUCUUAUACUGUACAUAUCUUGCAGAAUGAAAAAAAAAAAUACUGCUAUUAAAAGAAAUCUUAUAAGGGUAAAAAAGUGUUCCAUACUUAUCAU
Molecule: messenger RNA, 4161 nt
Organism: Phycodurus eques (leafy seadragon)
Lineage: Eukaryota; Metazoa; Chordata; Actinopteri; Syngnathiformes; Syngnathidae
Gene: ppp3cca
Product: protein phosphatase 3, catalytic subunit, gamma isozyme, a
Exons: 14
Coding region: 604-2133 (509 amino acids)
Biological process (GO): calcineurin-mediated signaling
Cellular component (GO): cytoplasm; calcineurin complex
Molecular function (GO): calmodulin-dependent protein phosphatase activity; calmodulin binding
Source: RefSeq, a predicted model, not a curated record